CAGAGGCGCAUAGUUUCAGUCUCAGGUUGUUAACCAGUGGCGGACAGACGGAGAACCAGCAGCUGAAGAUUUAAUAUUCACACAUCCAGCUGACACACGAGCCGCAGGCAGAAUGUGGCGUUCAGCCGUUCUGUUAUUGGCUGCCAGCUUGUCGGUGAGCCUGGCCAGACCCCAUUUCCAAGCACUGUCCAGUGAGAUGAUCAACUACAUCAAUAAGGUCAACACUACCUGGAAGGCCGGUCACAACUUCCAUAAUGUGGACUACGAUUACAUCAAGAGGCUCUGCGGUACCAUGCUGAAUGGACCGAAGCUGCCAGUCAUGGUUCAGUUUGCUGGAGACCUGGAGCUGCCGGCCAACUUUGACUGCAGGGAGCAGUGGCCCAACUGUCCCACUCUGAAGGAGAUCCGGGACCAGGGCUCCUGUGGAUCCUGCUGGGCAUUUGGUGCUGUGGAGGCCAUCUCUGACCGAGUGUGUAUCCACAGCAAUGCCGAGGUCAGCGUGGAGAUCUCCUCCGAGGAUCUGCUGUCCUGCUGCGAGAGCUGCGGCAUGGGCUGUAAUGGCGGCUACCCUGCAGCUGCCUGGGUCUUCUGGACCUCUGAGGGGCUGGUCUCUGGCGGCCUCUACGACUCCCACAUUGGCUGCCGGCCCUACACCAUCCCCCCCUGUGAGCACCACGUGAAUGGCAGCAGGCCGUCCUGCACCGGGGAGAGUGGACACACACCUAAGUGCAUCUCCCGGUGUGAACCUGGAUACACACCAAGCUACAAAGUGGACAAGCACUUUGGUAAAACGUCUUACAGCGUGCUGUCAGAUGAGGCGCAGAUUCAGAGUGAUAUCUACAAGAAUGGGCCAGUAGAGGGCGCCUUCACCGUCUUUGAAGACUUUGUGCUGUACAAGUCUGGUGUGUACCAGCAUGUGUCUGGGUCUGUGUUGGGUGGCCACGCCAUCAAGAUCCUGGGCUGGGGAGUGGAGGACGGUGUUCACUACUGGCUCUGUGCCAACUCCUGGAACACUGACUGGGGUGAUAAUGGAUUCUUUAAGAUCCUGCGAGGAUCGAAUCACUGUGGUAUCGAGUCUGAGAUCGUGGCUGGGAUUCCCAAAUAGAUUCUAAUAAGUUUUAACUUAAUCACUGGAGAGCGAUGCACUCAAAAUGCUGGCUUUUUUUUAAAGAAACAACUCGAGAGCAACCUUCACCUCAUCUAUUAGCAGAUAUAGUAUGUGCUUGAGCACAAAUCAGCAUUGUUUUAUUGAAGGUGUUUUUUUAUUGACUUUUUAUAAAAACAGCUUUUACAUUUUAUUCAAUAUUAUUUCUCAGUGCCACAAAUGCCACUACAUAAUGUUAGGAUGUACCCAUUGUGAUUGGUGCCUGUUAAGUUUUUUCUUUUUCUUUUAAGUACCGGAUGAGAAAUAUAAAUUUAUUUUUUAAGUAUACGGUUGCCAAUGGGAUGUUUUUAUUGUUUGCCUGUGUCGAUCAAAAUAUUUCUGUUCUGAGAAUAAAUAAAACCACAUGGAUCCCAA
This is a messenger RNA of Pseudoliparis swirei, 1519 nucleotides long. RefSeq names its product cathepsin Ba (gene ctsba). The record is from RefSeq and is a predicted model, not a curated record. Lineage: Eukaryota; Metazoa; Chordata; Actinopteri; Perciformes; Liparidae. The transcript has 11 exons. Gene Ontology annotation, biological process: regulation of catalytic activity. The coding region runs from base 113 to 1105 and encodes 330 amino acids. Gene Ontology annotation, cellular component: lysosome. Gene Ontology annotation, molecular function: cysteine-type endopeptidase activity.